AUGGUUAAUAAGAACAACGAAUGUUUGACAGAUGCGGUGACGACUGAAUCAAAAACAAUACCGUCUCAUGAAAAUGAUUCAACAAUGUUAUCUGUCGCUAUAUUAAGUGACUCCACUAGUGAACAACAAUCUAUCCAAGAUAUUAUCAAUGAUCAAAGCGAUGGUUUUCUUGAAAACAAAUCUGAUGAUAAUCAAUUGGUAGUUGCUCAAAUCGAGCAAGAAGGACAACAACAAGAAGUUGACGACGAUGAAUUUAUUCGAAUUACCGCUGCUCAUCAAAUGUUAACUGAAGCUCAAACAUAUGAUGAACAAAAAAAAUAUCCCGCUGCAUUACAUCUCUAUCGUAUUUGUGUUGAUCUCCUUCUAGAAGAAUUAAUGUUUACUGAAGGUACUGAACAAUCGCGUGUGUAUUUACGCGAAAAAUGUACAGCCAUUAUGGAUCGUAUCGAUUUACUCAAAACGAUGCUUGAGCCGAUUCCACCACUACCAUCCACAGAAACAUUAACAAAUGACGAAACAACAACUAAUGAUGGAACAGCAACUACUGAUAAAGCAACAACAAAUGCAGAAACAACAGAAAAUGACGAACAAAUGAAAGAUGAAGAGCCAACAAAAACGGAAGAAAUAGCUAAUCCACUUACCGAAGAAUUAAACUCACUUCAUAUAUCUUAG
Rotaria socialis is the source of this 672-nucleotide messenger RNA. Lineage: Eukaryota; Metazoa; Rotifera; Eurotatoria; Philodinida; Philodinidae. The record is from the annotation of a GenBank genome assembly.